Molecule: messenger RNA, 2705 nt
Organism: Impatiens glandulifera
Lineage: Eukaryota; Viridiplantae; Streptophyta; Magnoliopsida; Ericales; Balsaminaceae
Product: kinesin-like protein KIN-8A
Exons: 4
Coding region: 249-2501 (750 amino acids)
Biological process (GO): microtubule-based movement
Molecular function (GO): microtubule binding; ATP binding; microtubule motor activity
Source: RefSeq, a predicted model, not a curated record
UCGCUUGAUCUCAACCGUUGAUCUCUCUAAACAGUGAACGGUUCAGAUAUUACAUUUCUACAGUUCCUUCAAAUCCAUUUUCUACGGUUCCUUCUACCUACUCUCUCUCUUUCUCUCUCCCCAACCUCUGUUCGUUCGUUUGUUCAAGAUUUCGAGAUUUUGAGAAUUGAAUCUUCAAGAAAGAUAUAUACUAAGGAAUGUUCGUAGAGAGACAGAUUGCUUGAGGAUUUUUGUUUGAAUUCAAUAGGAUGCCAGUCUUUACCAGGUCUCAGAUCCAUCCCGACCUAGAAGCGAGUUCUACUGAUUAUCCUCAUGAUCGAGAAGAUGCAACCGUGAAUCGAGCUUCUGGCCAAAGGAGCAGUUUAUUACACCAUGGAUUGAAAGAGAAGAUGAAGGCGUUAACUCUCUUGUACGAGCAGCAGAAACAAGCUCUGGCUAACAGGAACUCCAACUAUCCUCCACGACCUACCAGUAGCAAAGAAGACCUUCCUCCUCUGCCGCCGCCGCCGCAGCAGCAGCAGCAGACUCGUUUCACCGAUCAUUCUUCUCAACCGUCAUACAGAGAAUCUGAUAUCGGCAUCUUGAAGGAAAACAACACUAACACAUCCAUCAAACCUACAGUAUCGAAGAUCUACGCUAUGACUCAGGUUAAGGACAUGAAUUUGAUGUGCCCUAGCAGAAGGACAUUAACGGAGUCUAAAGUGGUGGCGAGGAAGUUGUCAAUCGGACCGGAGAAUGAGAUUGAGGAGACGGUUACUGAGAAGAAGGGGCAAGUGGUGCAGAUACAAGGACGGAUUCACGUUUUUGUUAGACUUAGACCAAUGUCCAAGAAGGAGAAGGAAGCCGGAGCUAGGUCAUGUGUGAAAAUCGUUAACAUGAGAGACGUAUACCUAACUGAGUUCGCAAAUGAGAAUGACUAUCUCCGGUUGAAGAGAGUUCGUGGUCGUCAUUUCACAUUUGAUGCCUCCUUCCCCGAUUCAACUUCUCAACAGCAAGUUUAUGCAGCAUCGACAUCGGAGCUGGUGGAUGCAGUCUUACAUGGAAGAAAUGGAUCUGUAUUCUGUUAUGGUGCAACAGGAGCAGGUAAAACCUACACUAUGUUAGGGACGAUGGAGAAUCCAGGUGUAAUGGUGUUAGCCAUUAAAGAACUUUUCUCCAAGAUUAGAGAGAUGAGCUUCGAUGGGGAUCAUGUCGUUCAUCUUUCUUAUCUUGAAGUCUACAAUGAAACUGUUAGAGAUUUACUCUCCCCUGGAAGAGCUUUGCUUCUCCGAGAAGAUAAACAAGGGAUGAUCGUAGCAGCAGGUCUAACUCAUUACAGAGCUUACACAACUGAUGAAGUUAUGGCUCUACUUCAACAAGGUAACCGCAAUAGAACAACUGAACCUACUCGAGCGAACGAAACUUCUUCCCGUUCCCACGCAAUUCUACAGGUGGCGGUUGAAUAUCGAUUUAGAGAUGCAUUAGGUAACAUAUCUAAUCGAGAAGGAAAGUUAUCACUAGUUGAUCUUGCUGGUUCGGAGAGAGCUCUUGCUACUGAUCAGAGAACACUGAGAUCUCUUGAAGGUGCAAAUAUUAACAAGUCUCUUCUAGCGCUAAGCAGCUGCAUCAACGCUUUGGCUGCAGAUGACAGUAAGAAACACAUACCAUUUCGUAAUUCGAAGCUGACUCAACUUCUGAAGGAUUCUCUCGGUGGAGCUUGUAACACUGUGAUGAUAGCUAAUGUCAGCCCUAGCAACCUCUCUUUUGGAGAAACUCAAAACACUCUGCACUGGGCUGAUCGAGCCAAGGAGAUCCGAACUAAGGAUUGUGAUGUGAACGAAACAGUAGAAGAAGAAACGGAUCAAGCGAAGGUGGUAUUGAGUUUGCAGAAAGAGAAUCGAGAGCUGCGUGCUCAAUUGGCAAUACAACAGCACAAAUUGAACACUGUUCAAGCAAGUGAGAAGCCGAAAACGAGAUCGUCGUCUUUAGGCAACUGUUUCACACCUGAUAAGAAGAAGAAGGGAGGAGGAGUGGAAGAGGCAGUAAUGGUAAAGGAGCUUAGACAGACUGUGAAAGCAUUGGAAAUGGAGAUUGAGAGGUUGAAGAAGGAUCAUGCAGUGCAGAUAAAGCAGAAGGAUGAUUUAAUUCAGAAACAGCUUUUAAAGAAAACCGAGAAAGAAUACAUGGAAGAAGAAGAAGGAAUGGGAAAGAGAAUGGCGACGAGAAGUUCGAUGAGGCUAAAGGAGCGAGCUGCUGCGAGCCGUGAUAUAAAGAGUCCGAGUCAUAGGUUCUUAUCUCCAGCUCCGGUGGCUAAGAAAAGAAGCUUCUGGGAUAUAACCGCCAACAGUCCUUCAUCAACUGUCACACCGAACAGAAGAAGAUCUAGAAGCCAUGUCGUGGGCGGAGGUGGCGCUGAAAUUCCUGUGGCGGUUGCUGCCGUAGCUACAGCAGCUCGUGCUCCGUCCAUGCUUCUUCAGCCGGGAUUUAGUCGUCAAAGAAAGCCAGUGCCAUUGAAGAAAUAAUAACUGGAAGAAGUGUAGUCUGAUGAUGGGGGAUUUCUGAAUAUUUAUCUUCUUUUCUUGUUUGUUUGUGCAAUGAGAUAUAAUAGGUAAACAAAACAAAAAAAAAUACACUUUUGGCAUUGAUUUUUUUUCUAGGAUUCUUCUAUUGUAUUGUUGUUGAUGCAUCUAACCUAGAUUGAUAUUGAUCUUUGGGGCUUCUUACUU